Molecule: messenger RNA, 3976 nt
Organism: Pyrus x bretschneideri (Chinese white pear)
Lineage: Eukaryota; Viridiplantae; Streptophyta; Magnoliopsida; Rosales; Rosaceae
Product: pentatricopeptide repeat-containing protein At5g27270
Molecular function (GO): protein binding
Source: RefSeq, a predicted model, not a curated record
AUGAAUUAACUGAUAUUACUAUUGUUAUCCCCUCUACUCGACCCUCUAGUGUCUGUAGAGUAGAGUCGCGGCGGUGGUUUUUGUGGUGGCGUCUUUUCCCGCGGAAAAGGAAAUGGAGUCGCUGACAACGUACUCCUCUUCCUUGUUGUGCACCUGUCCACUGCUGUCCUCCCAUUGUUCCCAAUCCAACACCACCGCCUUCAAAAUUCCCUCGACCUCCACGAAACCUAAAACCACCUUCACCAACAUCGUAGUACAGUCCUCGGUGAGCCCGGACCCCUGGUCUCUCAGCGACGGCAACAAUCCCGACCGCCCCAAACCUAGGUCCAAGAACCCCAAAAAGCCCCUCUCCGACGACAACGCCCGCCGCAUCAUCAAGGCCAAGGCCAACUACCUCAGCGCCCUCCGCCGGAACCAGGGCCCACAGGCCCAAACCCCCAAGUGGAUUAAGCGGACCCCCGAGCAGAUGGUCAGCUACUUGCACGACGACAGGAACGGCCACCUCUACGGCCGCCAUGUCGUCGCCGCCAUUAAGCACGUUAGAGCGCUGUCCGAGAAGUCCGAGGGGAAGUACGACAUGCGCACCGUCAUGGCCUCCUUCGUCGGGAAGCUCAGCUUCAGAGAAAUGUGUGUGGUGCUCAAGGAGCAGAAGAGCUGGAGGCAAGUCAGGGACUUGUUCUCUUGGAUGAAAUUGCAGUUAAGCUACCGCCCAAGUGUUAUUGUCUACACAGUUGUAUUGCGGGCAUAUGGCCAAGUCGGGAAGAUCAAGCUGGCUGAGCAAACCUUCUUGGAGAUGCUCGAAUCUGGGUGUGAACCGGAUGAAGUUGCUUGCGGUACCAUGCUCUGUACAUACGCCAGAUGGGGGCGUCACAAGGCUAUGCUGGCGUUUUAUUCAGCCGUGCAAGAAAGGGGGAUUCUACUUUCUGUUGCUGUUUAUAAUUUUAUGUUGUCCUCCUUGCAGAAGAAAUCACUCCACGGAAUGGUCAUAGAAAUGUGGAGGCAGAUGGUGGACAUUGAAGUGGUACCUAAUAAAUUUACUUAUACAGUAGUAAUUGGCUCCCUUGUCAAAGAAGGCCUCCACGAGGAGGCUCUUAAGAAUUUCAUUGAGUUGAAGAAUGCUGGAAUCGUUCCUGAGGAGGCAACUUAUAGUUUGCUCAUCAGUUUAAGCACCAAACAUGGCAAAUUUGAUGAAGCUCUUAGACUAUAUGAAGACAUGAGGUCUCUAGGAAUAGUUCCAAGCAACUACACUUGUGCUUCACUUCUGACGUUGUAUUACAAGAAGGAGGAUUACUCCAAAGCCCUUUCUCUCUUUUCAGAAAUGGAAAGGAAGAAAAUUGCGGCGGAUGAAGUGAUCUAUGGUUUGCUCAUUAGAAUAUAUGGAAAACUUGGUCUUUACGAGGAUGCUCAGACAGCUUUUGAAGAGAUGGAGCAGCUGGGUUUACUUAGUGACCAGAAAACGUAUUUGGCAAUGACACAAGUCCAUCUCAAUUCAGGGAAUUGCGACAAAGCUUUAGAAGUUAUGGAACUAAUGAAGUCUAGAAAAAACAUUUGGCUCUCAAGAUUUGCUUAUAUUGUCUUACUGCAGUGUUAUGUUAUGAAGGAGGAUCUGAGUUCUGCUGAAGUAACAUUUCAGGCUCUAUCCAAGACUGGACUCCCUGAUGCAGGCUCUUGUAAUGAUAUGCUCAAUUUGUAUAUAAAACUGGACUUAUUGGAAAAGGCUAAGGAUUUUAUUACUCAGAUAAGAAGAGACCGUGUAGAUUUUGACGAGGAGCUUUGCAGGACAGUUGUGAGAGUAUAUUGCAAGGAGGGAAUGCUUAGAGAUGCUGAACAGUUUGUAGAAGAACUGGGUACAAGCGGAUUAUGCCAGGAUAGUAGAUUCGUCCAAACAAUUUCUAGUGUUAUGUGUGAACACAAGGAAGGCAAAUUUGUGACUUUUGACCAGCCUGACACCGUGGCCCUGGGGCUGGUGCUCGGUCUCUAUCUGACAGAUGGUGAUAUCAGUAAGACAGAAAAAGUUCUAGCAUCAUUGCCUGUGACUUCUGUUGGCUUAUCAAUUGCUAGUCAGCUCAUUAAGAACAUUAUUAGAGAAGGUGAUGCAUUUAAAGCAGAAACUCAUAUCAAUCAAUUGGCCAAGCUUGGCUGCAGGGUGGAUGAUGCCACAGUUGCUUCUUUGAUUAGUUUAUAUGGAAAGAAACGCAAGCUGACAAAGGCCCUGGAAAUAUUUACAGCAUUUGCAGAUUCUCCUUCAGCAAAAAAAUUACUAUGUAACUCAAUGCUUGAUGCAUAUGCCAAGUGUGGUAAACCACAGGAGGCAUACGCACUUUACAAACAACUUACAGAGGAAGGACAUGAUCUGGAUGCUGUUGCCAUCAGCAUAGUUGUCAAUGCUUUGACUAACAGUGGGAAACAUAGAGAAGCAGAGAAUGUCAUCCAGGAAAGCCUUGAGCACCACUUGGAGCUGGAUACUGUGGCAUACAAUACUUUUAUUAAGGCUAUGCUGGAAGCAGGUAGGUUGCAUUUUGCAUCCAGUAUCUAUGAGCGCAUGCUUUCUGAGGGGGUUGCUCCAUCACUUCGGACAUAUAGCACCAUGAUCAGUGUUUAUGGUCGAGGUCGAAAGCUGGAAAAGGCUGUAGAGAUGCUCACUACGGCUCGCAACUCGGGUUUGUCUUUGGAUGAGAAGGCAUAUAUGAAUCUGGUUAGCUACUAUGGGAAAGCUGGAAAAAGGCAUGAAGCAUCCAUGCUAUUCAGCAAAAUGCGGGAAGAAGGGAUACAACCUGGGAUGGUCAGUUAUAAUAUAAUGAUCAAUGUAUAUGCUGCUGGGGGCCUUUAUCAAGAAGCAGAGGAAUUAUUCAAAGCCAUGCAGCAAGAUGGUUGCUUACCCGACUCCUUUACGUACCUUUCCCUAAUUCGAGCUUACACAGAGAGUCUGAAAUACUCAGAAGCAGAGGAAACCAUUAACUCUAUGCAUGAAAACGGUGUCCAUCCCUCCUGUGCGCAUUUUCACCUUUUACUCUCCGCUUUUGCCAAAAUGGGUUUGAUAGGUGAAGCAGAAAGAAUUUAUGGAGAACUACAUGGAGCUGGUUUGAACCCUGACGUGGCAUGUUAUCAGACUAUGCUGAGAGGAUACAUGGACUAUGGACAUUUAGAAGAAGGGAUCAAGCUUUUUGAACAGAUCAGUAAGUCUGGAGAGGCAGACAGGUUUAUUUUGAGCGCAGCAGUGCAUUGUUAUAAAUCUGUGGGAAAGGAACUUGAAGCUGAAAAUGUUUUGCAUUCCAUGAAUAAUUUGGGUAUUUCAUUUCUAGAGAACCUAGAAGUUGGAUCCAAGCUAAAGGCCUCGUAAAUAUUCCAGAACUGAUUUAGUUAUGGGAUGCUAUGCGGCAGAUGACAAAUCAGAGGGAUAGAACGAUCCUAAGUAAUUGUAUGCUUAUUUAUGCAUAGCUCAGGUGUACCAAGAAUCGAAUUUGGGAGAGAAGCAAAAUACAUGCCUUCUAGACCAGUGGCGAACAAACAUUAAGAGGUUGCAUGGUAGCAGCAACCAGAUGUUGGGUUGAGACUCGUUUUCCCAGUCCUUUGCUCGAGUGUGGGAAAUAGCUUGUCAGUUGUUUACGACUUGAAAUUAGUGACAGAAGAAAUCUGUUGACAUGAAACGCUGAUGCUCAACGGUUAAGAAGUGGGCAAUCACGCUGGAAGGGCCAUAGUCCGUCAUAUGGAAACUGUUUCAGUUGGCAUGAGUCGUGGUCAAUGGAUACGGAAGUGUAAUAUUAACCCGGCCACAUUACUUGGUAUCCUUCAUAUCAAUAAGGAGGUAACUGUUAGCUUUCUGGAAAUAGUCAAGACUAAGAAGAAUAGAUCACAGCCUUGAUAUUUCUUCCGCACUAACAUUACAGCUUGAUUGUGUAGAUUGUACAAAAGUUCGUGUUCAUUAGAAUAUAAAAGUUAAUAGAAUUGUUGAAGAUAUUGUAGCAGCUAUGUCAAU